Messenger RNA from Kogia breviceps (pygmy sperm whale), 1887 nucleotides. NCBI's taxonomy places the organism in Eukaryota, Metazoa, Chordata, Mammalia, Artiodactyla, Physeteridae. The record is from RefSeq and is a predicted model, not a curated record.
AUGGACCUGGAAUGUUCUCUGCGGUCAAGGAGCAGAGAGAACGGCCAGUCCUCUCUGCAAGGGGCCGACUUUCAGGAGCGAGUGGGCAUCAGCGCCCACUGGGAGUACACGGGAGCCCUGGGGUCCUUGGUUUAUUUGGAUGUUACGAAUCACUUAACAGGACAAAUUGUAGAUAAAUCCUUGAUUUUCAACAUUAGGGUCAGCGAUGUGAACGGUCAUGCACCCCAGUUCCCUGAGAAGGAAUUUAACAGCGGUGUGGAGGAGAACCACACUGCAGGUCAACCUAUUUUUCAGAUGUUAACAGCAGAUUUGGAUCAAGAAAGUACUCCAAAUUCUCAUGUCCUUUACUUCCUUGUUUCCCAAACACCAUUACGGAGAGAAAGUGCUUUCUGGAUUGACCGUAUUGGUGGAGAAAUACGACUGCCAGGAUGCUUAGGUUGUGAGACUGCUCCUCGGCUUGCAUUACUAAUCAGAGGGGAGGAUUGUGGAGGACCACCGUUGCCAUCCACGGCCACGGUUCACAUACGUGUGCGAGACGGCGAGAACCACAUGCCACGUUCAGCCGGGACAGUAGCUGUGGGUGCUAAUGCAAUCUUCUCUCUUUGGCGGCCGCCUUUGGACUGUGAGACUCAGCCAGUACGGAGCCUGGUCGUGGUCGUGGAGAACAAGGAGCCGCUCUUCUCCUGCGAAGGGGGGCAGCUGCACAGGCCCCGGGCUGCGACCAGCACCACCGCGAGUGUGCGGGUGGCCGGCAUCAACGACCUGGCCGCCUUCCACCCCGGGACCUUCCUCGUCAGUGAAGUCGAUGGUGCUGGACCAGGGACUUAGGUGGGAAUUUUUAAUGCUACUGAUCUGGAUUCUUCUACAAGAUUCGAACUGGCUUAUGAGCCGGCAGGCUGGGUCAGUGUAGAUGAGCUCUCAGGGGCAGAAAUCACCGGGAAGCAAGUUGACCGUGAAUCCCCUCCUGUGAGUGACAGCUUUUAUAUGAUCAUCGCUCGUACUGUUGAUGACGGUGUCCCGCCACGGAUGGGGCCAGGGACCAUGCUGCGCUUCCUGUCAGACACCGGCGACAACGUGCCCACCCUCCAGCCACGGUCUCGAUACCUGGCGGUGGAGUGUGCAGGAGGCAAGCCCCUCCCCACUGAGGCGGGGAAUGGGGACCAGGAGCCCUACUCCGACCCGUUCACCUUCAAAUCGGAUAAUGCCUGGGGAAACACAGAAGACACGUGGAAACUGGGGGAGAAUCAUGGGGCACUUUUAAUGCUGAGGAGCCUCCCACGUGAUGACUACUUGUUGCCACUUUUCAUCGGAGACACACAGGGACGGUCCCAGAAGCAGACUGUCCACGUGAGGGUCUGUGCCUGUCCCGGUGGAUUCACAUGCGCAGACCCUCCGUCGGGAGCCGGGCUCCUCCAGGGGGUCCUGACCUCUCUCUGUGCGGCGUUCGUAGCUCUGGCAGCCGCUCUGCUUUUCCUGCUGAGAUGCUAUUUUGUGUCUGAAGCCAGGGCAGGGAUCUCUAUGCCACGUGAGGAAGGCACCCAGACCCUGAUCGAAAGGUCAUACGUCAGGGAUCAGAUGUCAGCCCUGUCCAUCAGCACAGCCGAGGCAGGCGCCAAGCUGGGAGCUAAGGUUUACCUGGAUACUGUGGUGCCCAGAGGACCCCUGGAAGUGAGGGUACGAGUGACGGCAGGGAUGCUGAGUCAGCAGCUCAGUGGUGCUGACAUCCCCAAGGGAGACCCUGGUUACCCACCUCACGUCUGCACAGAGGAGGGCAAGUGUGAGCGAGCAGAGACCCGCAGUUCUCUCGCCUUCUCCGACCGUGACCUGUCUCCUGACUUGCUGGACUCUUUGGAGCCAAAGACUGCUCCACUGGAAGAAAUAUAUUGA